CAGUCAAAUUUCUUUGCGGUAAUAAAAACAUUGUGCAAUUUUGUUUCAUAAAAAUUCAACCGAAAUAUCAUUUUUACUCAUAUUAAUUACAAAACAAGCGAAUGUUCGAAGUGAAGUUUCAAUAGUUACAAAAUAUCAUUUCAUAAACAUAGGAGAAGUGUGAUUAAUUCAAGUUUCGGUGAAAAGGUGCACAAGUAAGAACAAAGAUAAAGCAAUGGCCGAGGCACCGACUGACAUACUGAAUCAGCAACAAACGGAUUCAAUGGGCCUGGAUGUAUCAACAAAGCAACCGGCUAAUACGGACUCCGAUUCGGAACGAAAAAAUGGCUUCGUUUGUGGAGUUGUAGAAGGGUUCUAUGGUCGACCAUGGACAACGGAACAGCGAAAGGAUCUGUUCAGAAAGUUAAAGCAAUGGGGAAUGGAUUCCUACGUUUACGCUCCGAAAGAUGAUUACAAGCAUCGUGCUUAUUGGAGAGAGCUGUACACGGUCGAAGAAGCGGAUCAUUUGACUGGACUAAUAACGGCCGCUCACGAACAAAAUAUUAAUUUUUAUUAUGCGCUUUCACCUGGAUUGGAUAUAACUUACAGCAACAGCAAAGAGUUAGCUAUUUUGAAAAGAAAACUAGAUCAGGUAUCGCAAUUUGGUUGUAAAGCAUUUGCUUUGCUUUUUGAUGAUAUUGAACCCGAAAUGUGCAAAUCGGACAAAGAAGUAUUUCAAAGUUUUGCAUACGCUCAAGUGUCGGUGACGAAUGAGAUUUACAAUCAUCUUAACUGUCCACGAUUUCUGUUUUGUCCUACCCAGUACUGUAGUUCUAGAGCAGUUCCCACUGUCAAGCAAUCAGAGUAUCUAAACACUCUAGGAUCUAAGUUGAUUCAAAAUAUUGAUGUUUUAUGGACUGGACCAAAAGUAAUUUCGAAAUUGUUAACUGUGGAAUGCAUUCAAGAAAUUACAGAAGUCCUAAAGCGGCCUCCAGUAAUAUGGGAUAACUUGCAUGCCAACGAUUAUGAUCAAAAACGCGUUUUUCUGGGUCCAUACUCAGGUCGCUCUCCCGAACUCAUCCCUCUUCUUCGAGGAGUUCUCACCAAUCCAAACUGUGAAUUUCAUGCUAACUCUAUUGCCAUUCAAACACUUGCAUUUUGGAGUAAAUGUAGCUCAGACACAAAGAUCAGCUCUUCCAUUUCCUCGGAUGUUAAACUGGAAACAGAAAAUGAAGAAGGCAUUUGCCAGGAAGAUGCACCAGCCUUUCUAUCCAAAAAUGUUUACCAUCCUAGAUUAGCCCUGAAAAACGCAAUUGCCAACUGGUUACCGGAGUUCUAUCAAGAAAAAGAAGCUUGGGGACCAAUUAGUAAGCCUCAACCAGCGGUAACAAUGGUCAUGCCAAUUAUUCCAAUCAUUCCUUCCGUUAACACGUGUAUGACGUUGACUUCCACAAGCACCACGACCACUACAAGUGCCAAUCCGCUACCUGUUCCGGAAGUUAAUACAACCCAGUUGCAACUGUUUGCCGACGUCUGUAGUACCGUUACUAGCGCUCCAGAAAGUAUUCCAGCUCCUAUCAUGAAUUCGCUUGUAUCCGCCACAAAAGUAGUUACUAACGAAUCUCUACCGAAUCCAAUGGCCGCGGCUGUUAAUAAUAUUACCAUCCCAACCACGAUCCCAGUUUCUAGUAUACCAAUGCCAAUUAUGAGUAUAAAACAUGCGGUGUGUGAAGAUUUAUCAAUCAAAAAAAGUUCAACUGAGGAUGGAAAUGGUCUAGAAACUCAGUCUAACAGCAGAAACGUUGAGCCAUUGGAAGCAGAUGAAGUUAUUGAGAAUGAUCUAGAGCAAAAGCAUUUAGAUGAAUCGACCGAAAAGCGGAAGCCUCCAAGCAUGGAAAUUCCUCUGUUGGUUGACGAAGAAACCGAUGUAGAGGAAACGAAAAAAAUAAAAAAACAGAAUACGGCCGAAUCGCAAAUGGUCGAAGGAGGCGAAGAUAGGAGUGACUACGAGGCUAAAAUGCUAGACCUAGAAGAGAACGAGGUAAAAAUGGUAGAUGCAAGUGAAACCGAAGAAAAAAUGACUGUUAACGAUGAAAUUAUAGCCAACCAAGUAAAAAUUCUCAUUGAAGAUGAAGAUGUGAAGGUAGAUGAAGUAUUCAACAGUAAUAGCCCGUGUUCCGCGACAGCCGGUGUUUGUGUCGAGCCAAUGGAGUGUGGUAGCAAUCUGACUUCACCGAAACAUAUGAUGAAGACACAUUUUGACGACGUGUUGAUGUCAGAAACUACUUCGACAUGCUCUGGUGCAAUGCAAGUGGAAAGUUCGGAUACUUCUCUCACGUCUAAUGCUGAGAUGACAGAUGAUAAAAGUAUUAGCGAUAAAGAUAUUACCGCCAGCGACAUCAUGCUGCUCUGUGAUUUGUUCUAUCUUCCGUUCGAACAUGGCAGUAAGGCGCUUCAGUUAUUGACAGAAUUUUAUUGGUUAAAAACAAAUGCAAACGUGCUCUGCCGUCGUGUACGUAAAACUGUUGCCACUUCAGCCACUGACAGUGCCAGCACAAAUCCUACCAAUUUGCAUGAAAAUUGUCAUCAACUGAAUGGGGCUAGUCCUCUUCACGCACGCGAAACAAAAGACGGUUGCAAUAAGAGUGAAGUGCAGGAAUGGUUGCGUCGUUCGGAGUCUUUUGAGAAUCUCUGCCAGAGUAUUGUGCAAAUGACACGAAAAGUGGCUCGUUGUGCUAAUAAAGAACUUUGUUACGAUCUGUUUUCCUAUGUAUGGGACAUUGUGGCCGUCCUGUCACUGCUCAGCGCAUUCGUAAAAUGGCUUGCGCUGGGACAUUUUCCUGCCAAUAUCAACUCAUACUCGCAAGGCGGAUACACGUGGUUCAGCAAGGGCUGGAAGGAAACGUUCAUGUCCGGUGAUCAGGAGCCAUGGGUUUUUCGUGGAGGUUUAGUUGCCGACCUACAGCGUCUUAUUCCGUUGGAAGCAGGAAACGAUCUGUUUCUGUACAAGUUACCCGAAACCUCGGCCGUCAAUCUGUACACCAUCCGCCCCUAUUUAAAUUCAGAUGAAUCAAGUGUAUAUGACGUCUGCCACCAGACAAUGAAAGAUGGCGAUGAAUUCAGCGAACAGUUGCCAGAUGGAUUGAAAAAUAUCCUAGCGGAUCGAUACGUUGGUCCGUUUUUGACGCUCGUACCACAGUUCUGUAUGGUAGUAGAAGAUAAUGAUCACGGUGUGAUCGGAUAUGCUUGCGCUGCACUCGACACGACGUCGUAUAUUCGAAACCUAGAACAAUGCUGGAUACCAGAAAUGUGUUUGAAGUAUCCCCUCUCCAUCUUAGAUGAUCCCGCCAGUUCCACCUUAGACACGGUUAAAGUCUCAACUAAUGCACUACCGCAGCAAAUUCAUGAUUGCAUUAUGUAUUUCCAUAACUUUAGUAACGAGUACCCGAAAACGGUUCUGAACUCGCACCCUUCGGUCAUGUGUUGUCGCAUUUUGAAAACCCAUUUGGCGGAGGAUGAAACCGUCUGCAAGCGAAUCGUCACCGUAUUACUGGCUGCCUUGCGCUCCAAUGGCCCGUCGUAUGGAGUUCAUGUAUGUAUCAACCGUUCCGAUAGGUUCCUCAAUCAGUUUUAUUCGAAACUCGGAUUUACGGAAAUUUACAAAGAAGAAUAUGAUUCAAAAGUGUAUCUAGGAAGAAAUUUUUGAUAGAAUAUUUUUCCAUAUUGACAAAAUUCUGAUACUCUUGUGCAGGCCAUGAAUAAUGGGCGUUCGGAGUUUACUGCCAAUAACUACGAACGCUAUCUCAAGGUGGUACGUUUUAACAUUUUAUUUCAAUCACUUCUAAAAUGAUGAAUAUAAAAUAUCAAAACAACAGGAAAAUUUGAAGAUUGAAUUCAAUAACAAC
Molecule: messenger RNA, 3884 nt
Organism: Malaya genurostris
Lineage: Eukaryota; Metazoa; Arthropoda; Insecta; Diptera; Culicidae
Gene: Oga
Product: protein O-GlcNAcase
Exons: 5
Coding region: 215-3685 (1156 amino acids)
Biological process (GO): glycoprotein metabolic process
Molecular function (GO): beta-N-acetylglucosaminidase activity
Source: RefSeq, a predicted model, not a curated record